Messenger RNA from Lactuca sativa (garden lettuce), 1020 nucleotides. RefSeq lists its product as uncharacterized. Lineage: Eukaryota; Viridiplantae; Streptophyta; Magnoliopsida; Asterales; Asteraceae. The record is from RefSeq and is a predicted model, not a curated record.
AUGAAAAGAUUCCACCAUAGAGACCCUUACUAUCCCGCUAUGACAGUGAAUGGCUGGAUCGAGGAAGAGGAUUCAAAUGAGGAGAUUCACGAGGAAGACCCUGAGGAGGAUCCAGAAGAGGAUUAUGAGGGGGAGUUAGACGAGGAUAUAUGCAUCAGGGAGAUCAUUGACGAGCCUUAUCCCAUCAGGGGUAGAGAUGAGCCCCUUCCACCUCCCUCUUUUCAGAAAAUGCUCCUUAAAAUGCAAAGUACACAUCACCGGAUAUCCAAAAAAGAAAUAUUAUGUGUUUUAGCUACAAAUGUACAAAAAGUAAUUCGUGAUGAUAUCGGGACUACAAAAUUUUGUUUGAUAGUUGAUGAGUCUCAAGAUGAAUCUAAGAAAGAACAAAUGACUAUUGUUGUGAGAUUUGUUGACCGAGUGUCCAAGAUAUUUGCAUGGGGUCAAGGAUAUGAUGGAGCUACUAAUAUACGUGGAGAAUGGAAUGGGUUGCAAGCUUUAUUAUUAAAGGAAUGUCCUUAUUAUUAUUACAUACAUUGUUUUGCUCAUCAAUUGCAAUUCGCUCUAGUUGCAGCGUCUAAAGAUGUGACCGAGCAUAAUGAUCAAUUGCAAGAUGCUCAAAUUGUUGAAAUUUCUCAUUUAAUUCAAGUUGAUGAGAUUGAGAGUGGAAAAGGAAAAAAUCAAAUACGAUCACUACAAAGGCCUAUAGAUACUAGGUGGAGUUCUCAUUUCAAAUCAAUAUGUAGUUUGAUGAGACUUUGUGGUCCAUCUUGUGUAGUGUUGACUGACAUUGCUACAAAAGGUUCUAUCUCUUCUCAAAAAGGUGUUGCAAUAUUUGCACUUAAACAUGCAAUGUCAUUUGAUUUUGUCAUUGUUUUGCAUAUGAUGAAAGAUAUAAUGGGGAUAUCUGACAAGCUUUGCCAAUCUUUACAACAAAAAUCUAUAGAUAUUAUUAAUGCAUUGGCCUUGGUUUCCACAACAAAAAUAUUUCUUCAAAAACUGAGAGAUGAAGGUUGGCAAUGA